AUGGUCAAUUCAACAAUUCAUCGAAAACCUCAUUCAACCAAAAGAACAAGAAACAAAAAUGAUUCUCAAUUAAAUUCUGAUGAAAACGUCCUCACGAACUUUGAUCGUUUGACCACCAGUUUAGAUCAAUUUCAUAUUGACCAAAUAUAUCCAUUGGCACCAACAUUGAAUAAUAAAUCAUCAUUAGCAUCACCGUCGAAUGAUGAAUCAUCAUUAGCACCGUCAACAAAUGAUCAAUCACCAUUAAUGACAAAUCAAACUCGAUAA
Messenger RNA from Rotaria sordida, 267 nucleotides. The record is from the annotation of a GenBank genome assembly. NCBI's taxonomy places the organism in Eukaryota, Metazoa, Rotifera, Eurotatoria, Philodinida, Philodinidae.